UCUUGGAGGAGGAGAGAGAAGGCGUGGGGGGCCUCCCAUCCCCAUUUUGAGCACUGGGCAGGGCAGGGCCAGGCUGGGCCUAGGGGCAAGGAGAGGGGAGGGGCCAAAGGGUAGGCGGGGCGUCCUCAGGGGCCUCUGGCCCUGGCUGUGAGGCCCCUGCACACACGGCACACGGAGCUCGUAGGCACACGGGGCUCCCAGGCAGCGUUGCAGCAGCAGCACCUGGCAUGGCGGAGGACGGGCCGAAGCAGCCGCAGCUCAGCAUGCCCCUGGUCCUGGACCAGGACCUGACCAAGCAGAUGCGGCUGCGCGUGGAGAGCCUGAAGCAGCGCGGGGAGAAGCGCCAGGACGGUGAGAAGCUGCUGCGGCCAGCUGAGUCCGUCUACCGCCUGGACUUCGUCCAGCAGCAGAAGCUGCAGUUCGAGCGCUGGGAUGUGGUGCUGGACAAGCCGGGCAAGGUCACCAUCACGGGCACCUCCCAGAACUGGACACCCGACCUCACCAACCUCAUGACGCGCCAGCUGCUGGACCCCGCUGCCAUCUUCUGGCGCAAGGAGGACUCGGAGGCCAUGGAUUGGAACGAGGCCGACGCCCUGGAGUUUGGGGAGCGCCUAUCAGAUCUGGCCAAGAUCCGCAAGGUCAUGUACUUCCUCAUCACCUUUGGCGAGGGCCUGGAGCCCGCUGACCUCAAGGCCUCUGUGGUCUUUAACCAGCUCUGACGGCUGCUGCUGGCUGCCUCGCCCUCCCCAUGCCUGCCCGCCUCCCCCUCCCCUGCGCGUGCUCCUUUACCCGAGGCGUGUGUUGGAGGACCUUCUCCUAGCUGCUGAUCUGCCCUCAGCGUGCCCAGGACCCUCUGAGCCUGUGUGCUUCCUCCUCUCCUUUCCCUGGUGCUGGCACUCCUGCUCCCAUGAGGAAGAUGCAAAGGUCCUGUAGUCUAGAAGCUGACCCGGCUGCCACUGCUUCUGCUGUAGACCAUGGAGGCCUGGUGGGGCCCAGGGCAUGUGCCUUCCCUCUGCUUCGUUGUCCGGAGAGAGACUCAGAGAGGCUGACAGAGACAGACAGACACAGAGAAAGAGAUCCAAAGCACCAGCCUUCGGGCUUCCUCAGGAGAUGGAGAGACAGACGACAGAGCGGCCUCCCUGGGGAAUCACUGCUCUCCUGGCCACAGUGCCCUUCGCUGAAUCCCAGAGGUGAACAGUGAGCCCGAGGACCCAGGAAGGCACCGCUCCUGGCCCGGGCCUGGCAUGGUCCCGGGAUGCUUCAGGGGCCCCAGGACUUCAGGCAGCAUUUGGGGGGCUGAUCUGGGGCAGUGGGGAGCAGCUGGCAGGCUCGAGGCUGUGCUUGCCAGCUCCUGCCCUACUGGGGAUGACUUCGGGGGGGUAAGUGACAGGGAGGGAACAUGUGAAAAAGUUACGUAGAGAUGCAUCUAUCUGUACGUGUGUGUAUAUACUGAGAGAGCGUGCUGUGUUCAUGGCUAUGUUCUAGAGCCUGUACCUGCGAGCAAGUCUGAUUUUAGAUGAUCUACUUUGUAUUGCCCAGCUGGUUCUUGGGUGGCCCUUAGUAGGGGCUUGGUCAGGAUGACCUUGGGGAAGGGGGCUCCUGAGCUGAGAGCCUCUGAGGUUCAUACAGUGAAGCAGGGAA
This is a messenger RNA of Mustela erminea (ermine), 1641 nucleotides long. RefSeq names its product olfactory marker protein (gene OMP). Bases 228 to 719 code for a protein of 163 amino acids. Gene Ontology annotation, cellular component: axon; nucleus; neuronal cell body. The transcript has 2 exons. Gene Ontology annotation, biological process: sensory perception of smell; signal transduction. Lineage: Eukaryota; Metazoa; Chordata; Mammalia; Carnivora; Mustelidae. The record is from RefSeq and is a predicted model, not a curated record.